AUGAGCAGAAAAGUUGGUCGGCCGACAAAAAAAGUUGGUCGUCGAUUUGUCGGCCCACAAAAAGUUAGUCGGCGAUUAGUCGCCCCAGGAGAAGUUGGUCAACGAUUAGUCGCUCCACGUAAAGUUAGUCACCGAUUAGUCGGCUCGUUUGCCUGAGGAGCACUGCCUCCCCAAAUCUACGUGUGUGUGGAAAAACGAAAAAUGUCUGGCACGCUCUCGCAAACACACACUCUCUCGCACACAACUUUUUACUUUUAUUUCGCGAAAACAGUGCAUAUUAGGAGCUGAUUUUUAUGUGUUUUUCAUCGGAACCACAAUAUGUGUUAUACAUAGUUCGAAAGAGAAUUUCUUCGGCUACAAACACAUAUGAAAUGUUAUAAAUGAAACCGAGAUGAAAAAAUAAAAAUUUCAUGCAAACAUGACAUGGUUUUUUUGAAUUGUGUGAAAAACGCAUGUGUUUUUUGAUGACCUGGCUUAUUUUUUGAAUAUCGAAUAUAUGUAUAAUCGAGUCGUAGUUUUGUUCAGAAUCUCAAGGGCUUUCAGAUGAUGUAAAUCAAUAUUUAUGAAAUUGUGAAAUCAUGGAGGAGUAGGGAUUUUUCGUUUGUCAAUUUUUAAAACGAAAUUUUCAUUUUCAUUUGAAAGGAACUCGAAUGAAGUUUACAUACGUUUUGAAGAGAAUUUCGGGCUUCAAAAUCAUAUAUAUUUCUAUAUACAAAAAUGGAAAUUGAAAGCACCGCUUUCGGUUGAAAACUCAACGCUGUUUUUCGCAACGCUACUGAACGCGGUUUGUUUGUUUGGUGCAAACCCAACAAGUUUUCAACCGAAAGUGGUGCUUUCAAUUUCCAUUUUUGUAUAUAGAAAUAUAUAUGAUUUUGAAGCCCGAGAAAUUCUCUUCAAAACGUAUGUAAACUUCAUUCGAGUUCCUUUCAAAUGAAAAUGAAAAUUUCGUUUUAAAAAUUGACAAACGAAAAAUCCCUACUCCUCCAUGAUUUCACAAUUUCAUAAAUAUUGAUUUACAUCAUCUGAAAGCCCUUGAGAUUCUGAACAAAACUACGACUCGAUUAUACAUAUAUUCGAUAUUCAAAAAAUAAGCCAGGUCAUCAAAAAACACAUGCGUUUUUCACACAAUUCAAAAAACCAUGUCAUGUUUGCAUGAAAUUUUUAUUUUUUUAUCUCGGUUUCAUUUAUAACAUUUCAUAUGUGUUUGUAGCCGAAGAAAUUCUCUUUCGAACUAUGUAUAACACAUAUUGUGGUUCCGAUGAAAAACACAUAAAAAUCAGCUCCUAAUAUGCACUGUUUUCGCGAAUUAAAAGUAAAAAGUUGUGUGCGAGAGAGUGUGUGUUUGCGAGAGCGUGCCAGACAUUUUUCGUUUUUCCACACACACGUAGAUUUGGGGAGGCAGUGAGGAGGAAAAAACAGAAAAAGAAAAAAAUAAAAUAUGAGAGUACGCAACGGCGCGUUAUUUGACGCGCAAAUGCAGAAAAUCGUGUGGAGGCCUCGCGAGGGUGUUUGAAAAAUAGUUUUUUGUGAAGUUUUCUCGAUUUCCAAAUAUUAAUUAUAUAUUUCAGGUUUUUCAAUGGCCGUCAGAAUUCUUACGUGCGUUGGAAGCUAUAAUAUGACUAAAAUAUUGCGUUUAGCCGGGCUGAAUCACUGUCAAAAAAUAUAGAGAAUUUCAGUCAUGGAAAAUUGCUACGUGAUAACCUAUUUAGUUUCCACGUCGAAGAAAAAAUCCAGCCAAAAAUAAUGUAUUUUCGAUAAAUGGGAGAAUAAGAAAUAUGCUAAUUAAAAUCAAAAAUAAUCAGAAAACUGAAAAAUCAUCAUCGUCGUCAUCAAGUUCAAAUUCACAAGCCGAAAUAGAAACUAAACCUGUUGAAAAGGCAAGUUUCAUCGAUUAUUUCGAAAAAUUGUGAUAAAUAACGUGUGUAAUUCAGCUGAAAUUCGGAGAACAACUUCAAGAUGAUGUUAUGAAUUCGUUUUGCGACAAACUUCAAUCAAUUUGUCCAAAGAAAAUUGAUGGAUUUUUGGCGAUUCAAUUUUUGAUGUGUGAUCCAGAAAAUGUCAAAAAACAUAUAACUGGCAAAAAUGAAGCCAUUCAAAUAUUGUUCGAUCGAGGAAGAGUUCAUUAUGUAUUGUCACAGUGAGUUUUACAACCUAUUGAUUUUAUUUUCACAACCAAGUUCUAUCUUUCAGCUACAAUCCCAAGGUGAAUCUUGUAAUGAUUUAUGAUAGUCUUCAACUUUGGGAUCAAACAACUGGUGUUCCUCUGAUAUCUAAUGAAAUCGUUGAAUAUCUUCGAUGCCUCUAUUCUCAUCAUUUCCCAGGAGAAGCUCUUCAAGUUGGCAUUGCUCAAAAUUAUGAUCAACAACAAGAUGAUUUCUCAUGUGGAUAUCGAGCAAUUGGAGCUGUUAUUGAUAUUGCUCGAGGACAACAGCCUGCUGAAAAUGUGUAUAGCAGAACUGCAAUUUUGGAAUUUAUUCAACAAAUUAUGCAUUCGAAAAAACCACGAUGGGAAUGGUUUCAAGAUGUACAUAUUCAUCGAAAUGAACGGAAAGCAGGAGAACCAGUGAUUCAUAAAAUGGUUAUUCCACCAAAAGUGCCAUCAAAUGUUUCUAUGCAAUCGAAACCAUCAAGUUCACGAUCAAAAUCAGCAACAUCAGUUGGAAAUGUUUCGACAGCAUCUUCAUUUUCGAACAAGUCAGGUAAAUCACCAUCAAGAAGAUCGCAAGCAGGAAAUGAGGUUGUAGAAAAUCUAGAUUCUAUUGCAAAAAUAUCACCAAAAUUAGAACCUGAAAACUCAGUUCUCUCGAAUUUUUUGACUGGAAGAAGUGAUUUACUGGGAUUCUCAGCUUUGAAAUCAUUAUCUUGUUUUUUGAGAGUUCAGGAUGAUUUGAAUGAGGAUUUGGAGGAAAUUGUGAAGAAGAUUUGA
Molecule: messenger RNA, 2926 nt
Organism: Caenorhabditis angaria
Lineage: Eukaryota; Metazoa; Nematoda; Chromadorea; Rhabditida; Rhabditidae
Source: the annotation of a GenBank genome assembly